Messenger RNA from Nannospalax galili (Upper Galilee mountains blind mole rat), 942 nucleotides. Its product is annotated as olfactory receptor 8S1-like. The record is from RefSeq and is a predicted model, not a curated record. Lineage: Eukaryota; Metazoa; Chordata; Mammalia; Rodentia; Spalacidae. The transcript has a single exon. Gene Ontology annotation, cellular component: membrane. Gene Ontology annotation, molecular function: olfactory receptor activity; G protein-coupled receptor activity. The coding region runs from base 1 to 942 and encodes 313 amino acids. Gene Ontology annotation, biological process: G protein-coupled receptor signaling pathway.
AUGAGGAACCACAGUGUUGUCCCCGAGUUCAUCCUCCUUGGACUGACUGAUGACCCCCAGAUCCAAGCUCUGCUCUUCGUGCUCUUCCUGGCCAUUUACCUUCUGACGGUGGUGGGGAACCUGAUGAUGCUGCUGCUGGUCAGGAUCGAUUCCCAUCUCCACACACCCAUGUACUUCUUCCUGGGACAGUUGUCCUUCCUGGAUCUCUGUCACUCCUCUGUCACGGUGCCUAAGCUGUUGGAGAACCUCUUGUCUGAGAAGACCAUCUCUGUUGAGGGCUGCCUGGCUCAGGUCUUCUUUGUGUUCGCCACCGGAGGCACUGAGUCCUGCCUACUCACAGUGAUGGCCUACGAUCGCUAUGUCGCUAUCAGCUCUCCUCUGCUCUAUGGUCAAGUGAUGAACAGACAGCUGUGUGCUGGGUUGGUGUGGGGCUCCUGGGGCUUGGCUUUUCUGGAUGCUCUUGUCAAUAUCCUUGUCGCACUGAAUUUAGAUUUCUGUGAGGCUCAAAAUAUCCACCACUUCAUCUGUGAGCUGCCUUCCCUCUAUCCUUUGUCUUGCUCAGAUGUAUCUGUAAGUUUUACGACCCUUCUCUGCUCCAGCCUCCUCCAUUUCACUGGAAACUUUCUCCUGAUACUUUUCUCAUACAUUCGCAUUUUGUUCACCAUCCUGGCCAUAAGCUCCACCACAGGUAGGAGCAAGGCCUUUUCCACCUGCUCGGCCCAUCUCAUUGCAGUGAGCUUCUUUUAUGGCUCAGGAUUGCUGCGUUAUCUCAUGCCAAAUUCAGGAUCCACCCAAGAGAUGAUCUUCUCCUUGCAGUACAGCGUGCUCACCCCCAUGCUGAAUCCCCUCAUCUACAGCCUGAAGAACAAGGAUGUGAAUGAGUCAUCCUGGAUUUUAUUCUUCGAAGGUCAGAUAUACAAACAUGAAAGAGCACAUCAUUAG